AUAGCUCAAUUUUGCAAAGAGUUCAACGAACGAACUAAACACAUCAUAACUGGAGUUCCGAUCCCCACGAUCAUCCAUUACAAGGUAAUUUUUGCCUUAUUGUUCUUCCCUGUACUCUUAGGCAGAGAAGUUGCUGGUACAGUGACCCUGAAGCAGAUUUAUGAAAUUGCCAAAAUCAAGAAGCAAGACUCGUCGAUGAAGAAUGUACCAAUGGAAAGCUUGUGCAAGAUAAUCAUCGGCUCAACAAGAAGUAUGGGCAUUGAGGUUGUUCCUGGCAGAGAUCAAGAUACGUGACACAAUGCCAAUUGCGUUAGGUUCCUUCAAAGAUGUUGUUUAGAUUGUCACGCCAUCUUUUCUUUUGGAUUAUCACGAAAUCGUAUCUUUCGGUCACGCAAUGUUAUAGGAAAGAUAUUAUAAAGGCGAGAUCGUUUAUUUCUGUUAACAUGCAACAUUUUAGGAAAGAUACUAUGGCAUGCCAAAAGAGGUUAACUGUUUCUGGUUGGUCCCAAACCUGGGCAAGAAAGAGAGACUUGCUUCAAGGAAGAUGUGAAGGAAUAUGGAAUAGAUGGACUGGGGAGCAGAAUUUCUCCUCGAAUAUAGUUUAAUUACUGACGGCUUUCUUUUUUCUUUUCAAAUAUUGAAAAAAAAGCAGGCGAUGGGAAUGGCGAACUUCGCAUCUCAGGAGCAAUAUCUUGACUGACAUGAGAGCAGAUUUUUCUGACAAUUUUUUUUCGCAAAAGACGGGGACAGAAUGUUCAGUUCGGUGUACUUAGACGUGAUUAGACUGUGACCAGUCUCUCUUUUCCUCGAAAAUCCGCGGGGAAGAACGCAAAUCAAGUAAGCGUGCGAGAGUGACUGUCAGUGUCAAGUGGGAUUUUCGAGGAAAAGAGAGACUGCUCGCAGUCUAAGACGUGAUAAGAUGUCUUAUGUUCAAUGACUAAGAUCUUGUUUUUCUUAUGAAUCUUUUUCUGUAAAAUGUGUAAAUUAAAUUGCUUUCAAAUACA
Orbicella faveolata is the source of this 1004-nucleotide messenger RNA. Its product is annotated as large ribosomal subunit protein uL11m-like. The record is from RefSeq and is a predicted model, not a curated record. Gene Ontology annotation, cellular component: ribosome; mitochondrial large ribosomal subunit. Gene Ontology annotation, molecular function: large ribosomal subunit rRNA binding; structural constituent of ribosome. Gene Ontology annotation, biological process: translation. Lineage: Eukaryota; Metazoa; Cnidaria; Anthozoa; Scleractinia; Merulinidae.